CCGGAUCCUCGGCCGGUUUUCGCUGGGCCUCGGCCCGUGCUCGAGCGGCCGUGUCCUCGCAGCGCUGCCCGCCUCGGCCCGCCAUGCGCCCGCCGGCCCCGGCCGCGCUGGGGCUGCUGCUGCUGCUGCUGCCGCCGCCGCCGCCCGUCCAGGCCGCCAAGAAGCCGACGCCCUGCCAGCGCUGCCGGGAGCUGGUGGACAAGUUCAACCAGGGAAUGGUGGACACAGCGAAGAAGAACUUCGGCGGCGGGAACACGGCUUGGGAGGAAAAGACGCUGUCCAAGUAUGAAUUCAGUGAGGUCCGCCUACUGGAGAUUAUGGAGAGCCUGUGUGGGAGCAGCGACUUCGAGUGCAACAGGCUGCUGGAGGAGCAGGAGGAGCACCUGGAGGCCUGGUGGCUCCGGCUGAAGAAGGAGCAUCCGGACUUAUUUGAAUGGUUUUGUGUGAAAACACUGAAAGUUUGCUGUUAUCCGGGAACUUAUGGGCCGGACUGCCUCCCGUGCCAGGGUGGGUCCGAGAGGCCCUGCAGCGGGAAUGGCCACUGCAAGGGAGAUGGCAGCCGACAAGGAGACGGGUCCUGCCAGUGCCACAUAGGGUACCAGGGAGCUCUGUGCGACGACUGCAUGGACGGCUACUUCAGCUCGCUGAGGAAUGAGACGCACAGCAUCUGCACAGCCUGUGACGAGUCGUGUAAGAUGUGCACUGGCCCUACCAACAAAGACUGCAACCAGUGCGAAGUGGGCUGGGUGCGCGAGGAUGGCACCUGCGUGGAUGUGGACGAGUGUGCGGCGGAGACGCCCCCCUGCAGCGACCAGCAGUACUGCGAGAACGUCAACGGCUCGUUCCUGUGCGAAGAAUGUGAUUCCACCUGUGUGGGCUGCACAGGGAAGGGUCCAGGACAGUGUAAAGAGUGCAUCCCUGGCUACACUAAAGAAAACGGCCAGUGUACAGAUGUAGACGAGUGCUCACUCUCAGAAAAAGCAUGUGUGAGAAAAAACGAAAACUGCUACAAUACUCCCGGGAGUUAUGUGUGCGUGUGCCCUGAAGGCUUUGAAGAAACAGAAGACGCUUGUGUGCAGACGCAGACGGCGGGGGACGAAGUCACAGAAGAAAGCCCAGCAGAGCUUCCCUCCCGAGAAGAUUUAUAACAGGCGUCCAGAGUCAGAAGCCAGACCUGCCCCUUAAGUUAUUGAGACUGACGCCUGGAAACCUGGCUGUGUCCCGCUGUCCCCUGGGAGGGAGAAGCUGCCUUCUUUGAAGCGGUUGAUGCUCAUUUGGCCCUUAAAAAAGCUGCAUUUUGCAGUUGUUCUUAAACAGAUUUGUAUAUUUUGAUACUGUUCUUUAUAAUAAAAUUGACAAUUGAAGGUA
Diceros bicornis minor is the source of this 1368-nucleotide messenger RNA. It is a transcript of the gene CRELD2, whose product is annotated as cysteine rich with EGF like domains 2. The coding region runs from base 84 to 1148 and encodes 354 amino acids. NCBI's taxonomy places the organism in Eukaryota, Metazoa, Chordata, Mammalia, Perissodactyla, Rhinocerotidae. The record is from RefSeq and is a predicted model, not a curated record. Gene Ontology annotation, molecular function: calcium ion binding. The transcript has 10 exons.